Schizosaccharomyces octosporus yFS286 is the source of this 2518-nucleotide messenger RNA. Its product is annotated as ATP-dependent RNA helicase Dbp7. Gene Ontology annotation, molecular function: ATP binding; nucleic acid binding. Gene Ontology annotation, cellular component: nucleus. The transcript has a single exon. The record is from RefSeq and is a predicted model, not a curated record. Bases 119 to 2302 code for a protein of 727 amino acids. Gene Ontology annotation, biological process: ribosome biogenesis. Lineage: Eukaryota; Fungi; Ascomycota; Schizosaccharomycetes; Schizosaccharomycetales; Schizosaccharomycetaceae.
UUUCAAUUUGCAGUCAUCAUUCUACACACUACAACGAGUCCCACUAAACGUGAGAGAAAACAGUACUUGAAUUAAAGCAGCCAACUUCCAUGCCGUUCAAUUUUUCAUAAAUCAACAAAUGGCAGAGGAAUCGUUGUUACUAAAUUUUGUUACUGAUGAGCCCGGCUCAUCGACCGGUCCUGUAAGGUCUGGUGGGCGAUGGAAGGAUCGUUUAAAAGACAAAAAGAAUCAAAAAAGGAAGGCUGCUUCCUCUAUGCCGACAACGGACCGUUCUCUUGCUGAAAGAAAACCAAUAAAAUCACAGAGGAAAGAAAAUAUACCGUCCAUGCAUGAGUCGAAACGGAGAAAGUCAAUUCCCGGUUCAGUGUCCAAUUCACCUUCUGCGACGAACCCAAUGAAGCAUGACAACACUUUUGUUUCUUCUCUAUUUACGGGAGAUUCUAAAGAACAUCUAUCUAAGGCCCCUCGUGAUGCAGGUGACGAAAACCAAGGCAUGUUCGAUACACGAAAUCAAGAAGCGCCGUCUAACGCUCCUGUAUCAACUACUACCUUUGCUGGUGUUCAGUUGGAUUCUCAAUUGGCUAGUCACCUCGCAGAGAAGAUGAACAUAACUGCACCUACCAACAUUCAAAAUUCUUGUUUACCUGCCUUAUUAAACGGUAAUGACAGAGACGCGUUUAUUGAAGCCGAAACCGGUUCUGGUAAAACGUUGGCUUAUUUAUUGCCUAUUAUCCAAAGGUUAAUUCGACUUCCAUAUGAAAAACGUUCACGAACAAGCGGUUUAUUUGCUGUAAUCGUUGCGCCAACACGUGAGCUUUGUCAGCAGAUAUAUACUGUUGCAAAUAAUCUUACCAAUAACCGCUUGGCUCAUUGGAUUGUUUCUUGCAAUGUGAUCGGUGGUGAAAAGAAAAAGAGUGAAAAGUCUAGAAUCCGUAAAGGAGUAAAUAUUUUAAUUGGUACCCCAGGAAGACUUGCCGACCAUAUAGAGAAUACAGAAGCACUGGAUCUUAGUCAAGUGAGGUGGGUUGUGUUAGACGAGGGAGAUCGUUUAAUGGACAUGGGUUUUGAAGAAACAAUUACGAAAAUUUUGAAGUAUUUGGACUCUCAAAAUUCGCCUUAUCCGUUGGGAGAUAGCAUGCCGUCUCGGAAAGUCAAUGUAUUAUGUUCUGCUACAAUUAAGGACACGGUUGAACAAUUGAGUCAGUCUGCUUUAAAAGACGCAAUGUAUCUCAGGUCUUCAUCUUCGUCUGCCGAAGACAAUGAAGAUGAGAAAAAACACAAGUCUUCUGCUCCUGCCCAAUUGCUGCAAAGGUAUUGUGUGAUUCCUCCGAAGUUAAGACUAGUAAGUUUGGCUUCUAUUCUACGAUCAAACUUAAAAGGCAAUCAGAGGAUUAUCGUCUUUUUGUCAUGUGCAGACAGCGUAAACUUCCAUUUUGAGGCUUUCCGCCGUGUACAGGCCAAAUCAGAGAAUGAGUUGGAGGUCAAAGAAGACGAUGCGAAUAAGAUAUCAACUUCCAGUGAACAAGCGGUGGACACUGCGCAUCGUCUGAAUAACAAUGCAAAAGUUUAUAGACUUCAUGGAUCUCUUUCACAACAGACUCGUACUGCGACAUUGUCUCAGUUUUCUUCAGAAAAGAACAAUUUCCCUCGCAUUUUACUCUGUACGGAUGUUGCUGCUCGUGGUUUGGAUUUACCCAAUAUUGAUUUAGUUGUGCAAUAUGACGCUCCGUUCAGUACAGAUGAUUAUUUGCACAGAAUUGGCCGGACGGCUAGAGCUGGUCACAGUGGUGCUGCUUUUAUGUUUUUAUUACCAAAGGAGGUUGAAUACAUCAAUCUGUUACGAGCCAACGUCAAGGUGAAUAUUUCUGAGCAACCAAACGGGCCAUCGUCAAUUUUAAGCAGCGGAUUUUCUGUUCAAGGAUCUCGUGCUAAAAAUGAGUUAGAAUGGCAAGACCAGGCAACUGAAUGGCAGCUCGAGCUUGAACGAAUGAUCCUAGAGGAUUCCGAACUGAAGGAGAUUGCGAAGAAAGCAUUUUCUUCUUAUGUUCGUGCUUAUGCAACACAUUUAUCCUCAGAAAGAUCAAUUUUUAAUAUGCGUGAUCUUCAUUUAGGCCAUAUUGCCAAGUCUUUUGCAUUACGUGAAGCUCCUGGUAAAAUGUCGAAUAACAGCAACAGCAAACAGAAAGGCGGCACUAGCAGUGCACGCCCAAAAAAGAUAAAGGAUAAUUCUCCGGCUGCAAUAUCUGCUAGGAUGCAGCAAAAGGCAAUGGAGCAUUAUUCCAUUGAGCAUAACAUUGGUUAAUUUGGUAAAUUUUGGUAAUGGUGAUUAUUUUGGCAAAAUGGUUCAUAUCUAAAGGGUUAUUUAUGGUUUCAAUAAUAGAUACGGGUUAUACUUUUACGAAAACCUCAUUUACAUUUACUAUAGAAUAAAAAGGCUUUCUAUCAUAUUUUCUUCCUAUUUCUUUCAGUUUAGCCUAAUUUUUUAAUUUCUAUGUAUAAACAGUAUGUUAUAUUAAAU